CGUGGACCCGAAGCCGACAGAGCUGCUCAGCCAUGGGUGCUCCGGGCGGCAAGAUCAACCGGCCGCGAACGGAGCUGAAGAAGAAACUGUUCAAGCGACGGCGGGUGUUGAGCCGGGAGCGGCGACUGAAGCACCGGGUGGUCGGGGCCGUGAUAGACGAAGGGCUGAUCACGCGGCACCACCUCAAGAAGCGGGCGUCCAGCGCCCGUGCCAACAUUACUCUGUCCGGCAAGAAGCGCAGAAAACUCCUCCAGCAGAUCCGGCUCGCCCAGAGAGAGAAAGCGGCCAUGGAAGUGGAAGCCCCUGCAAAGCCAGCCAGGACUGGUGAACCACAGCCUAAACCAAAAAAGAAGACCAAGCCCCCCCAGGAUGUAGAUAUGGAGGACCUUGAAGGUGGGAGCUAAAUCCUACCCCUUUCGUCACAAGAUUCUCACCUGGAGCCAGGUGGACUCAGGGCUUGUUCCAGAAGACUUUGGAGAAAACAUUGCACCUUUUCACUCUCCCAGACUCCUCUUCCAUAAUGGCCUAGUGACCUGCCUGGAGGGAUGUGUUGAGAGGCAGCGUGGAAAAGAAGGAUCGGAGAGGGGGCUCCUUAGCAGCCAACUCCAUUUGCAAUAAAGCCCAUAGUUCUGGCUGAGUGUGUGUGACUGAGUGCAGGGCUGGGGAUGGGCCGGGAGAAGGGGCUGUGACACAGGACCCACAGGGUGGGCUGCAGCCAAGGCAUCAGGGAGCCAGCCUCCGUGACGGCCCGUCUCUUGAGUGAGUGACGCUCUGACUUGCCACUUCUGCCCACAUAGAGAUGCAGAGCUGGCUGAGGAGGCCGGGUCCUGCUACCAGCCCGCCACUGCUCCUGUGUCACCCGCGUGGGCAGAGCGCUUCGUCAUGUUUGUCGCUGCUUCCUUAGCUGGAUUAUGUUUUUAAUAAAGUGAAGACCAAACAUGA
Messenger RNA from Eptesicus fuscus (big brown bat), 942 nucleotides. It is a transcript of the gene C13H11orf98, whose product is annotated as chromosome 13 C11orf98 homolog. The record is from RefSeq and is a predicted model, not a curated record. The transcript is spliced from 4 exons. NCBI's taxonomy places the organism in Eukaryota, Metazoa, Chordata, Mammalia, Chiroptera, Vespertilionidae. Bases 33 to 404 code for a protein of 123 amino acids.